CGAUCGGGCAUCGAGAGUUUGGCCUCGAGACAGGAGGAGUUAUUCCCGUGUUCGUGAAGGCGGAAGUGGUGAAGGGAGCGAGGCCAGCUCCUCCCGACGAGCCAAGUGAAGGCCCGCCAGCGUGUCCGUCCCCUCCAGUGAUGAUGCCGAAUUAAAGGCACAGAUGGAGUAGCGAUGAUGGCAUGGAUCACUGGAACACGGUCUCGAAGCGGAGCAAUCCGGAGACAUGGGAGGAUACGAUGCUGUGCACGACGCUGCCAUCAGCUCGCACCCGAGGGCAGUCCAAUCGCAAUCCCUCGUUCAAUUCUCCGCAUACUCACAAACCAGCAAAACAUUGUCACACAUCGGACUAACAGAUGGUUGGCGGUGCGCUGGAACACGAGUCGAAGCAUUUAUAGGAAAGCAAGCUCGCUGGUAAAUACUGUAGCUUGUACCGAGCUCGUCGUCCCACUUUCACUUCGUCCCUUCCCCCACGGUUUAAACUCCGCAGCCAUCCCACGCCCCGCAGCCACCACAGUGCAACACCUGCAACCCUCCCUCCUUCACACAGAGACCAGCCCUCCAAGAUGGCGGCCCUGGCACCGCAGCGGACACAGCUUCGCUUCUUGUUGCAUGCGGCUAGACAGAUCCCCCGGGGGUGGCCAUAAUCAAACGAGGUCACUGCGCACAGAGGGAUAGAUGCGAAUUAGCCGUAUAGCCUUAUGGAGGGCCUCAUUGCACAUUCACCCUCCACCGUGUGCAGAACUUCUCAACACACACGUCCUUUCUCUCUCAAAUCCUUAUUGACAGAGCCGUGCUGCCAGCUGCCGCUUCGCCGCGCCGCCGCCCAUCUACUGCCAGCCUCGGGUUCCCUUACCCCGCCGGUUCCUCACGCAGGGCCCCAUCCAAAGGCCCACAAC
Westerdykella ornata is the source of this 899-nucleotide messenger RNA. RefSeq lists its product as uncharacterized. Lineage: Eukaryota; Fungi; Ascomycota; Dothideomycetes; Pleosporales; Sporormiaceae. The transcript has a single exon. The record is from RefSeq and is a predicted model, not a curated record. The coding region runs from base 175 to 678 and encodes 167 amino acids.